This is a messenger RNA of Pteropus alecto (black flying fox), 1969 nucleotides long. RefSeq names its product TATA-box binding protein (gene TBP). Lineage: Eukaryota; Metazoa; Chordata; Mammalia; Chiroptera; Pteropodidae. Bases 356 to 1342 code for a protein of 328 amino acids. The record is from RefSeq and is a predicted model, not a curated record. Gene Ontology annotation, biological process: DNA-templated transcription initiation. The transcript has 8 exons. Gene Ontology annotation, molecular function: RNA polymerase II general transcription initiation factor activity; DNA binding.
AGUGCCGGAGCGCCCACACCGCCCAUGGCCGCCGCUCCGGCGCGGACGGCUCACUGAAGCCCAGGGCCGAACUGGCGGAAGUGACAUUAUAAACGCGCGCCGGUAGUUCAGUAGGGUCGGGAAGGGUCGCCGUGGCGGGCGCCUGGCUCGCCGGCGGCUUAACUUCGUUUUCGCGGACGGAUAACGUUCUCUGCAGCGGCUCAAGCAUCCCUGUUUCUUGGCGUGCCUGAAGAUAACGGAGAGAGUUGAGGACGUCGCUAAGGAGUGUGUGCUGGGGAUGCUGUAGGAGGAGACUGAACGCUGAGGUGAAUUCCAGUCCAGAGGGUUCUGGUUCGCCUAGAAGAGCGUGAACAUCAUGGAUCAGAACAGCAGCCUGCCACCUUACGCUCAGGGCCUGGCGUCGCCUCAGGGCGCCAUGACUCCCGGGAUCCCCAUCUUCAGUCCGAUGAUGCCUUAUGGCACGGGCCUGACGCCGCAGCCCAUUCAGAACACCAAUAGUCUGUCUAUUUUGGAGGAGCAGCAAAGGCAGCAGCAGCAGCAGCAGCAGCAGCAGCAACAGCAACAGCAGCAGCAGCAGCAGCAGCAGCAGCAGCAGCAGGCAGCCGUGACAUCAGUGACGGCAGCUGUCCAGCAGUCAACAGCCCAGCAGGCGACACCGGGGGCUUCGGGCCAGACACCGCAGCUCUUCCACUCACAGACGCUCACCACUGCCCCUUUGCCGGGUACCACACCCCUGUACCCCUCCCCUGUGACCCCCAUGACUCCCAUCACGCCUGCCACACCAGCCUCGGAGAGCUCUGGGAUUGUGCCACAGCUGCAAAAUAUUGUAUCCACAGUGAAUCUUGGUUGUAAACUUGACCUAAAGACCAUUGCACUUCGUGCCCGAAAUGCUGAAUAUAAUCCCAAGCGGUUUGCUGCUGUGAUCAUGAGAAUUAGAGAGCCCCGGACCACAGCCCUAAUCUUCAGUUCUGGGAAGAUGGUGUGCACGGGCGCCAAGAGCGAAGAGCAGUCCCGACUAGCAGCCAGAAAGUAUGCCAGGGUUGUGCAGAAGUUGGGUUUCCCAGCCAAGUUCUUGGACUUCAAGAUUCAGAACAUGGUGGGGAGCUGCGACGUGAAGUUCCCGAUAAGGUUGGAAGGCCUGGUGCUGACCCACCAGCAGUUUUCUAGUUAUGAGCCAGAGUUAUUUCCUGGUUUAAUCUACAGGAUGAUCAAACCCAGGAUUGUUCUCCUUAUUUUUGUUUCUGGAAAAGUUGUAUUAACAGGUGCUAAAGUCAGAGCAGAGAUUUACGAGGCGUUUGAGAACAUCUACCCCAUCCUGAAGGGUUUCAGGAAGACGACGUAAUAGCCGUCGUGGGCUCCUGCCCUCCCCACCCACCGCCUUUUAAGAAAUCAGUUUGGUACAUUGAAACGGUGGGGGGUGGGGCAGCCCCGCCAACCGUGGUGACGGCCUGCACGUGCCCCGUGGGAGCGCCGGGAGGGCUGUCGCUUCCGCACAGGGGACAGCAGUGUUACGUGAGUCGCUGCACUGUGCUGCUGCUAUUUGGGCAGCGCUGCCCACUUAUUUAUAGUUAGGUUUUAAACACUUACUGCUGUUGACAAGUUGGUUUAAGGGACAAAACUUUAGUGUUAAAGCCACCUCUCUAAUUGACUGGAUUUUUGGUUUGAUUUCUUUCCCAUAAACCAGUUUUUAUAUUUCUACCAGAAAAGUAAAAACCUUUUUUUAAAGUGUUGUUUUUCUAAUUUGUAAUUCCGAAGGGUUAUUUUUGUGCCACAUUCCGCCUUUUCAGUAUUGCAGGACAGGACAGGUGUAGUAAUGAGAACAAAUGGCUGUAAAUAUUUUCUCCUCAGUACUCUGUACAAUAAAUGCUGUUUAUAAAAGUGUUAGAUUGAUGCUAUAAACGCUGCCUUGUAAGAUUCGUGUGAUCAAACUGUUAAAAAAGUUCUAUUUUAGAUACGAUGGCUGAAACCA